AUGGCCGCUCCAUUUUCUCCUAGUAUAAUGGAUGCGCCCCUCCCAAGGGAUUUUAGGUUGCCCGCCAUCAAGGCCUACACUGGGACUUCUGACCCGCGUGUCCACAUGACAAGGUACAAGGUAGCCAUGGUAAUGACCGGGGCAGGCGACGCCAUAAUGUGCAGAGCAUUUUUGACCACUCUGGAUGGAACAGCCCAAGAUUGGCUCAACACGAUUCCGGAUGGUUCGAUCCAAAACUUUGCGGAGUUGUCCAAACAUUUCUUGACUUAUUUCUCUAGGCAUAUACAACAUAAGAAACCAUUUUCACAUCUUUACGGAGUAAAACAGGACAUCGACGAAAGCUUAAGAAAUUUCUUAAGCAAAUGGAAGACGGAAGUCAACAAUGUGUGCGACUUCGAUUCUAAGGCGGCAAUCCUCAUGUUCAUCCAGGCAUUGAGGUCAGGCAAUUUUCAUAGACAGCUGAACACUCACCCUCCACACUCCUAUGAGGAGCUAAUGAGGAUAGCAAACCGCUAUGCUGAGGCCGAGGAGGCUGAUAGAAAGAAGAAAGAUGAGGAAGAGGGCAGGAGGAGUGAACGACCUGACAAAGUUGGUCCGACCAACCACGCACCACACCCAAACCAGUUAUCCACAACGAAGGAGAAAGUUCAAGAAAGGCCUCGGCUCACUCCACCGCGACACUUAACACCUCUUACUCACCCGGUUAGCGUGAUUCUAAAUCACGCCGAGGAGAUGGGAAUGGUGCAUUUUCCCUCAGAGUGUAUGGCAGUUUCUACGUGCGAGGACCAAACCAAGUACUGUCGGUUCCACCAACAAGUUGGACAUGAUACCGAUGAGUGUCAUGCUUUAAAAGGACAAGUAGAGGAACUGGUGCGGAGCGAAUACUUCACUCAAUUCAUUAAGUACCCGGGACAGUACCAGCAUCAACAAGGCCUACCCGAGGAGGAAAUGACAGCCCUUGAAGAUAAUCAGACUUGGGAUCUUGUCCAUCUCCUAACCAGGAAAGUUGCGAUUAGUUGUAAAUGGGUUUAUCUUGCCAAGACAAACCCCGAUGGUUUUGUGGCUCGACUUAAAGCGAGUUUGGUGGCUAAAGGAUAUGCACAAACUUAUGGGGUUGAUUACACAAAAACCUUCUGUGGUUGCUAA
Messenger RNA from Ipomoea triloba (trilobed morning glory), 1146 nucleotides. RefSeq lists its product as uncharacterized. The record is from RefSeq and is a predicted model, not a curated record. The transcript has 2 exons. NCBI's taxonomy places the organism in Eukaryota, Viridiplantae, Streptophyta, Magnoliopsida, Solanales, Convolvulaceae. The coding region runs from base 1 to 1146 and encodes 381 amino acids.